AGUAGUAGUUUGCCAUCCAAUUUCCACCUAUUUCCACUUCGAUUCGCUUCGCGGCAACACUAACUCCUACUAACUCGUCGCCGGCAGAACAAUCAAGUUUAAGUAUAGCUGUUUACAGACAAUAAUUGCCGAGGCUCAGGCCGCUCAUCGCUCAACCGGGGCUGAUCUUUUUUUGCCCAUCAUAGUAUCUCAAACUAUUCUGAGAGUCAAAAUAUGCUCCCAGAACACUGCUUGUGUUCUACUAUCUACGAGAUGAACAAGUUGUUGUCCCUACCACUCGAGUUAUAAUUCCCAAUAUUAGUGGUGGAAUUCGGUUUCUGAUCACAUUCAGCGCCAAACUCGAUGCUUCACAGUCUCAAACUUCGAUCCUCGGGAAUACUGCGCGUAUUUGGGCCUAGUGCUCUCGCCAUUAGUAUUUUAUUGAACAUCCUCACCAUCCUGCGCUUGAAACAUACAUCGGUCGAUGGCAGAAAGUACACUUACAUCGACGACGAUCAUCCGACCGAAUUACCCCUUCACCUAGACACCGUCGCGUUGACGUUCAAUAGCACAGAACAUUACAGCACAUCAGGGUUCAUGGCCUGGUUGGAGUGGAAAUCACUUGAUCUUUUUCCACGAGGCCACGGAUUUGUGCGCCUUGGACCAAACGGGCGGAUAUUUGGUAUAUCGAUGUUUCACCAGAUUCAUUGUCUGCAAAUGAUCCGGCUCGCCCUCAUUCACGGGCCUGAUGACCAUAGUGGUCAUUGCCUCAACUUCUUGCGGCAGGCCAUUCUUUGCAAUUCUGAUACUACCCUAGACCCACUCUUUGUCAACACCGAUGGAACGAUGACAAGCACAGAUGGCUUGGGUGUGACGCAUGUAUGCCGGGAUUGGACACAGGUCUAUGCGUACAUUACGGAGAACCAGAAGGGCCCCUUGUGGGCAGAAAACAAUUAAAACAAAGAGGUGAUGCGGAGAUCUUCUUGCAAAAGUCUC
Molecule: messenger RNA, 975 nt
Organism: Suillus paluster
Lineage: Eukaryota; Fungi; Basidiomycota; Agaricomycetes; Boletales; Suillaceae
Exons: 6
Coding region: 343-936 (197 amino acids)
Biological process (GO): mycotoxin biosynthetic process
Source: RefSeq, a predicted model, not a curated record